AUGCCGUUAUUCUGUAUAGGGGGAAUACUUGGCUGCCAUAAAAGUACGUACGUGUGUAGAUCAGAAAUUGCUGAUGUCCUGUUCGGACCCAAUCUGAUGUCACAACAGGCACUGUCAUCGGGAUUUUCCGUGCCUGCGCCACGAACCACAUUAGAACGUUUGCAGAUGGCAAAGUGUUGUUUUGGUCUUUAUAGCGGGCCUAACAUCACAGCAGAGCAGAAGUUGUGCCGAGACCCGUCAUGA
This is a messenger RNA of Bipolaris oryzae ATCC 44560, 243 nucleotides long. RefSeq lists its product as uncharacterized. Bases 1 to 243 code for a protein of 80 amino acids. The record is from RefSeq and is a predicted model, not a curated record. The transcript is spliced from 2 exons. Lineage: Eukaryota; Fungi; Ascomycota; Dothideomycetes; Pleosporales; Pleosporaceae.